Molecule: messenger RNA, 1338 nt
Organism: Saccharomyces paradoxus
Lineage: Eukaryota; Fungi; Ascomycota; Saccharomycetes; Saccharomycetales; Saccharomycetaceae
Gene: CMK1
Product: calmodulin-dependent protein kinase CMK1
Exons: 1
Coding region: 1-1338 (445 amino acids)
Biological process (GO): cellular response to oxidative stress; protein phosphorylation
Molecular function (GO): ATP binding; calcium/calmodulin-dependent protein kinase activity
Source: RefSeq, a predicted model, not a curated record
AUGGAUAACAAAGUUUCAGAAAAGAAGGAUCCCUCACAACAAACAGAGGAGGAUUCUGAAGGAAAAAUGGCACACGUUCAGCCUGCUUCAUAUGUGAAUAAAAAAAAUUAUAUUUUUGGGAAGACGUUGGGUGCUGGUACGUUUGGUGUGGUGAGACAAGCCAAAAAUACUGAAACGGGAGAGGAUGUGGCCGUGAAAAUUUUGAUUAAGAAAGCAUUAAAGGGAAACAAGAUUCAGCUAGAAGCGUUAUACGACGAAUUAGAUAUUUUACAAGGACUACAUCAUCCAAACAUAGUGGCAUUUAAGGAUUGGUUUGAAUCAAAAGACAAAUUCUACAUCAUCACGCAAUUGGCCAAAGGUGGUGAAUUGUUUGAUAGAAUUUUGAAAAAGGGUAAGUUCACUGAGGUGGAUGCUGUGAGAAUUUUGAUUGAGAUUCUGAGCGCUGUUAAAUAUAUGCAUUCUCAGAAUAUUGUUCAUAGAGAUUUGAAACCGGAGAAUUUACUGUAUAUAGAUAGGAGUGACGAAUCUCCACUGGUAGUUGCUGAUUUCGGUAUCGCAAAGAGAUUGAAAAGCGAUGAAGAACUCAUCUACAAACCAGCAGGUUCGCUGGGCUACGUAGCUCCAGAGGUACUUACUCAGGAUGGCCAUGGUAAACCAUGUGAUAUUUGGUCGAUAGGUGUCAUUACGUAUACUUUGCUUUGCGGUUAUUCGGCAUUUAGAGCUGAAAGGGUUCAGGAUUUCCUUGACGAAUGCACAACCGGGGAGUAUCCAGUGAAAUUCCAUAGGCCUUAUUGGGAUUCCGUUUCUGAUAAAGCAAAGCAAUUCAUUUUGAAGGCCCUCAAUCUGGAUCCUUCAAAGAGACCAACUGCCGCACAACUAUUAGAUGAUCCGUGGAUAAUUUGUACCGAAUUGAAGACACAUGAUUUAUUGCCUGGGUUAAAGGAGGGAUUGGAUGCACGUCAAAAAUUCCGUAAUUCUGUUGAAAGAGUCAGACUAAACAUGAAGAUCCAGAAAUUAAGAGAUCUGUAUCUUGAACAGACGGAAAGUGAUUCAGAUUUUGACGAAGGGAGUCAAUCAAACGGUUCAGCUCCUUCGUUGAAAUCAAUGGAUACCAGUCAACUAUCAAAGAAGCUAUCAGAGGAAGAACAGUCCAAAUUGAAAUCCGAGUUAACUAGCAAAGCUUUUGCACAAUUAGUUAACACAGUGCUUGCAGAAAAGGAAAAAUUUCUAAAUAUCAACAGGGUCUGUAGUUCUGAUAGUGAUAUCGCUGGCAGUGAUAGAAAACCUUUGGAUGAAGCGGAGGCGACACCAAGUGGAAAGGAUACCAAAACAGGAUAA